AUGCGGCGGCCGUGCAAGGUGGCGGCGGCCCUGCUGUGCCUGGCCGUGCUGCUGCUGCUCUAUCUGCUGGCGGGCAGCGCGGCCCCGCCGCCCGCGCCCUCCGCGCCCGCCCGCCGCCCGCCGCGCCUCGGCCGGAGCCCCCCGAGGAGGAGCCCCGCGGGCGGCGGCAGCGCCAGCGCCAGGAAGCCUGCAGAGCAGAAACAUCCAAAGGAGCCCUCAUCCUUGCAGUGCAUGCAUCUGGCAGUGGUGGCAUGUGGGGACCGGCUGGAGGAGACACUGAUCAUGCUGAAAUCAGCAGUUCUCUUCAGCAACAACAGGCUCUGCUUCCACAUCUUUGCUGAGGAUUCCCUUAAGCCUGAAUUUGAGAAGAAAUUAAAGGAGUGGCCUUCCUCAUAUGCAAAGAAGUUUGAAUCCAGCAUUUACCCAAUAACCUUCUCGGUAGGAAAUGCUCAGGAAUGGAAGAAGUUAUUCAAACCAUGUGCUGCCCAGCGCCUGUUUCUUCCGGUGAUUUUAAAGGAUGUGGAUUCCCUGCUUUACGUGGACACUGAUGUGCUGUUCCUGAGGCCCAUGGAUGACAUCUGGCACCUCCUGAGAGAGUUCAACUCCACCCAGCUGGCUGCCAUGGCCCCCGAGCACGAGAUCCCCAAGAUUGGCUGGUACAGCCGCUUUGCCCGUCACCCUUUUUACGGCACCACCGGUGUCAACUCCGGGGUGAUGCUGAUGAAUUUGACACGGAUCCGCAGCACGCAGUUCAAGAACAGCUUGAUACCAGGUGGCUUGACUUGGGAGGAAAUGUUAUAUCCAUUGUACCAAAAGUACAAAAAUUACAUCACGUGGGGAGACCAGGAUUUGCUAAAUAUAAUAUUUUACUUUAACCCAGAGUGUCUGUACGUGUUCCCCUGCCAGUGGAACUACCGGCCUGACCACUGCAUGUACGGCAGCAACUGCAGAGGGGCAGAGGAUGAGGGGGUCUCCAUCCUGCACGGCAACAGAGGGGUCUACCACGAUGACAAGCAGCCCACCUUCAAGGCCCUCUACGAGGUGAUCCGGGAUUUUCCAUUUGAAGACAAUCUCUUCCAGUCCUUGUACUACCCUCUGCAGUCAAAGUUUCUGGAUACAGUGCACACUUUAUGUGGGAGAAUUCCACAAGUAUUUUUGAAGCAAAUUGAGAAAACUAUGAAGAAAGUGUAUGAAAAUCGUGUCAUUGUGUACUUGGGGGCUAACCACAGAUACUAA
Messenger RNA from Cinclus cinclus, 1236 nucleotides. It is a transcript of the gene GXYLT2, whose product is annotated as glucoside xylosyltransferase 2. Gene Ontology annotation, molecular function: UDP-xylosyltransferase activity. Bases 1 to 1236 code for a protein of 411 amino acids. The record is from RefSeq and is a predicted model, not a curated record. Gene Ontology annotation, biological process: protein O-linked glycosylation via N-acetylgalactosamine. NCBI's taxonomy places the organism in Eukaryota, Metazoa, Chordata, Aves, Passeriformes, Cinclidae. The transcript is spliced from 7 exons.